Strongylocentrotus purpuratus (purple sea urchin) is the source of this 421-nucleotide messenger RNA. RefSeq lists its product as uncharacterized. NCBI's taxonomy places the organism in Eukaryota, Metazoa, Echinodermata, Echinoidea, Camarodonta, Strongylocentrotidae. The record is from RefSeq and is a predicted model, not a curated record. The transcript has 3 exons. The coding region runs from base 56 to 421 and encodes 121 amino acids.
CCUAACCGCAAAGUCGAGAGGGUUACAAAACAUUACUCAUCAACGGCUAGCCUGGAUGGAGAACCUAACACCCCUAUCUCGUGAUAUGAGUCAGCGCGGGAGGAGAACAGAUGCUGCCCUGGUAUUCAGUUGGAUCUUUGUUUGGAUCUUUGUGCCAGCCCUCUUUGGUGGAGCGUUUUCUCAGCCCCUCAACCAGACCUACGUUCUCCAGCCAUGUCAGAUAAACGAAUCCCUUGUAAUCGUGUCUGUCACGUGGGGGAAGGGGUCAGCAUACCCAACAGAUAAAACGGUGAUCGCCGAAAGAAACCGCAAAGACAAGGAUGAACCUACAAAUGAACACUUUUCAGUAGACAAAGAGUACCAACUUGUCAUCCAGAAUACUACUCCGAACGACAUGGGGAUAUACUGGUGUCAGCUGUGA